Messenger RNA from Spathaspora passalidarum NRRL Y-27907, 2571 nucleotides. It is a transcript of the gene EPL1, whose product is annotated as Epl1p. The transcript has a single exon. Gene Ontology annotation, biological process: regulation of transcription by RNA polymerase II. NCBI's taxonomy places the organism in Eukaryota, Fungi, Ascomycota, Pichiomycetes, Serinales, Debaryomycetaceae. Gene Ontology annotation, cellular component: piccolo histone acetyltransferase complex. The annotation marks the transcript as partial. The record is from RefSeq and is a predicted model, not a curated record.
AAAUAUUAUAAUGAUCAUAAGUUUAAAGAACCAGAGACCAACAUAAAGUUUAGUGCCACUGUUGAAGAUACAGUUGGUGUGGAAUAUAAUAUGGAUGAAAUAGAUGAACAAUUCUUUAAUGACACCUUGACCAAGCAUUAUCCCAAAGUUCCUAAUGCAAAAAAGAAUAAGCUGGAGGAGAAUACUAGAAAAUGUACUGAACUUGAAUUUGAAACCAUUUGUGAUCGUUUGGAGAAAACUAUUGAAUCUAGACAACCAUUUUUAUCCAUGGAUCCCUCCAAUAUCUUAUCAUAUGAGGAAUUAUCAACUUAUAUAAUAGAUCAAUUUAAAAGCACGGUCAAAUCAAAUAAUCCUUAUGUUGAAUCAAGUGGAGGCACUCUUGAAUAUAUAUCUACAACAACUUUAAAGGAGAGAUUAUCUAAAGAAUUGAAUUAUGAACCAUUUACAACCCUCUUUGAUAAGAAUCCUAUGGAGCAAACCUCAACAAGAUUAGUACGACCAAUACCUAAGUUAUUUGAAUUGUUUGGUAAACCCAUAUAUGAACAUUGGAAGGAACGUAAAAUUGAACGUAAAGGAAAGUCCAUAAAACCUAUGUUGAAAUUCGAAGAUCCCAAUGCUAAUGAAAAAGAUAAUGAUAAUGACCCAUAUAUUUGUUUUAGACGUCGUGAGUUCAGACAAGCUCGUAAGACUAGAAGAGCUGAUACUUUAGGUGCUGAAAGAAUAAGAUUAUUACAGAAAUCGUUGCACCGAGCUCGAGAUUUAGUAUUGAGUGUAAGUGAGCGAGAACUCAUGAAACUUGAAAGUUUACAAUCUGAAUUAGAUAUAUUCAAAUUACGUUGUGAAGCCAAGAAUCUCAAACGUACUGUUGGUGUCAAAGGUGAUGACUAUUUAUUCUUUCCUCACAAACGGAAAAAGGUUAUCAAACCCAGAGAAGAAGAGGAAGAAAGAGAAGUCAAGCGAAAAGAAAGAAGAAAAGGAGAAUCAUUACAUGCACCAGUUCCCACAGUCCACAAAGACAAGCAUGUACCUCAACCACAACCUGUUGCCGAAGGUGCUGCUACGAGUCAACCAUAUGUCAAAUUACCACCUUCCAAGAUUCCAGAUAUGGAACUUGUUACUGUAUCAUUAGUAUUGAAAGAAAAGAACGAAUCCAUUAAGAGAGCUGUAUUUGAUAAGCUACGUAAGAGGAAGGAACAAGACAAGGGUUAUGUUAAUCUUACAAAUGAUCCAUAUCAACCUCAUUUUGAUAUUUCUAUGAAUGACAACACCAAGGAAUUAAGUCAUAUCCCAUAUUCAUCUAUUGCUGCUUCCAAUUUCCAUCAAAUCAAUACAUCUAAUUAUAUAAGUGAAUCUUUAAAGAAAUUAUUGGAAGAAGGUAAACCAAUCCCUGGUAUAAGAACAUUUAGAGGAUCUAAUGGUGAAUUAAUUCCAACAAAGACAUUCCCACAUAUACUGUCCUUACUUCAAGAUAGUAUUGAUCACAACAAAUACACUUCAGUCAGUUACAUUGCUCAGCUAUUGCAUAAUAUUGAAACACAUAAUUUUAAUGCUUACAAUAAUGGUUAUGGUUAUCGUCAAGGACAACGAGAGGUUGAUGAUGCAGCUAAGUUAUCAGAUCCAAUUUUCAGAUUACGAAAGAGAGCUGGUAGAAAUAACCGGGUAUAUAUUGACAGGAGAGGCUUGGUUAAAAGACCAGAUGAUGUUAUUGAUGAAUUCUUGGAUUUAGAUGCUAUGGAUGUUGAUUCAGAAGAAAAAUCAGCUAUUCCAAAUGUUUAUGAUUCAAAGGUUGAUACUAUAACUAGAUUGGAUUCUCAUUGGAGGUUUGACAAUGAUUUAUCAGAAAACCAAAUAGGUUUAUUAGAUCCAUUUAGCUUGGAUCCAUCCAAAUUAAAUUGCAUUAGUGAUGAUACACAAUCUAUUCGCUUUGGUUCCAUGUUGUUGUCGAAAUCUUAUGGUUUGUUAAAGGAAUCUGUGCAACAAAAGCAACAAAUUUAUAUGCAACAAGUUAGAAUGCGUGCACUUCAACAACAACAAUUGGCAAAUAAACAAGCUCAGUUGCAGCAGCAACAACAACAAAAUCAACAGCAACAACAAGAUCAAAGUCAAUUAACUCCACAGCAACAAGCUCAACUUCAUGCUAGGCAACAAGCUGCUCGUCAAGCCGCGGCAUCUCGUUCACAGCAACUGCCACAACGUCAAGGUAUUGCUGCUGGACGUCAAGUCGCCCAGGUUUCUAAAAUUCCAAGUGGAAGUAUUCAAAGAUCAUCUUCACAAGGGAGCCAAUCCAGUACGUCAUCCACCAGACCAUAUUCGAACUCUACUGCUAAUCGAAAACUUUCUUCUGAUGAAACCAACCCUCCAAAUUGAUAGGGCUGAUGAUUUUAGUUCUUGUGUAUAUAUGUUGUACAAUCAUUUCAAGUUUUGAAUUCUCUCGAAGAGAUUCACAAACUGGUUCUAACAUUUUUAGGACAAAAUUAAAGUAUGUAUUAUAGUGUAAUGGUUAUUAAAUUUUUUUUUAAAGUUUUGUACCAAUUGUAAUCCCUACAAUAUUUAUCUUUCUCUAUAUCUUAG